CACUGUGUGCAGCCCUCUCCUCGAGCUGUGUACUCUGACACACACAGCCUCAACGGUAGCUCCGCUGUCCGCAUUCACUCUGUCACACAUUCACAGCUCUAGAUACAGCAGGGUUCAGACACACUACCGAGCUGCUCCAGACCGCACAACGAAGAAGUAUCCUGUCGAGGAAGGAGAGCAGGUCGGCUGCUGGUGCUUGUUGUUGUUGGAGCAGGAAAAGAGGAUAUUUCAGGUGCUAUAGAGGUGCUUUUCGUGCAGCUACUGUACUCGGCAUCUCACGGAAGACAGACAGACGCGUAUCACUGACCGAGAGUCGAAGAGGAACCGUUUGCUUUCUUCCACAAGAAGAUGGCAUCAAAUGACUCGCGGCUUCAGCAGCAGCCCUCCCAGAAGGAUGCGGCCGACCAGAACUUUGACUACAUGUUCAAGCUGCUGAUCAUCGGCAACAGCAGCGUGGGAAAAACCUCCUUCCUCUUCCGCUACGCAGACGACUCCUACACCUCGGCCUUCGUCAGCACUGUUGGCAUCGACUUCAAGGUCAAGACCGUCUUCCGCAAUGAUAAGAGGAUCAAGCUGCAGAUCUGGGAUACAGCAGGGCAAGAGCGCUACCGUACCAUCACCACAGCCUACUACAGAGGAGCCAUGGGCUUCCUGCUCAUGUAUGACAUCAGCAACCAGGACUCCUUCAACGCAGUUCAGGACUGGGCAACGCAGAUCAAGACGUACUCAUGGGACAAUGCUCAGGUGAUCCUGAUUGGUAACAAGUGUGACCUGGAGGACGACAGGAUCGUACCCCUAGAGGAUGGCCAGAGACUGGCAGAGGAUCUAGGUUUCCAGUUCUUCGAGGCCAGCGCCAAGGACAACAUCAACGUGAAGCAGGUGUUUGAGCGUCUGGUGGACGUCAUCUGUGAGAAGAUGAACGAGAGCAUGGAGGGAGACAUCAACCUCGUGUCCAACCACAGGAACCAGGCCCUUAAAGACUCGCCUUCAGAGAACCACGGGGGCUGUGCUUGCUAAACCGUCUGCCCUCGUACCAGCUCCCCCAACACACACACACACACAUACUGAUACUCAUACAUGAAGACCUUCCUUCUCUGUGCCUCAACCAUGUAAAGUGCUGCAUCUCUUCCUCUCUCUUCACUCCAGCCACACAGCUCAGCACGAAACAAAGGAUAGCUAGCUGAGAUAAUCUUCAUCAGCGCCGUCAGACCCCUCCCCUCUUUCAGUGUUUUACCUUAAAGAGGCCCACUUUCUGUCUCUGUUUCCAGCUCUGUGGUGAGCUGAUAGUCCACUAACGCCUGCCCUGUGUUCUGUCCACCCCCCACGUCAACCGCCUUGACCACCAUAGCAUUUUAAAUUUUACUGUAUGUCAAACAUUUGUUCAGUGGCUUUCAUUUCCUCAGAUAGCUAGAAAGCUAGUGAUGCCAAAUAGUGUCUGUAGAUGGCUGUACUUUUGGCAUUCAUUGUUUUGUUUGAGAUGAAUACAGUACAUGUGCUUAGGUUUCAGUUUUGUACUUGAAAUGAUGAAUGUUUCAAACAAGGGCAUAUUGAGCUUUGUAAGGCUUAAAGGAACAGUUACUCAGUUUUGGGAAAUGCGUUUACUUGCUAUCUUGUUGAGAGUUAGAAGAGAAAAUUGAUACCACUCUCAUGUCUGUAUGCUAAAUAUGAAGCUACUGCCAGCAGCCGGAAAGCUUAGAUUAGCAUGAAGACUUUUUUUGUGUUUCGUAUGGAUAAACAAACAAGACAUAGCAUUUGGAUUUUGGUACCUUUGGACCGAGCCAGGCCAGCUGUUUCCCCCUGUUUGCAGGCUUUAUGCUAA
This is a messenger RNA of Sebastes umbrosus (honeycomb rockfish), 1819 nucleotides long. It is a transcript of the gene rab3db, whose product is annotated as RAB3D, member RAS oncogene family, b. Gene Ontology annotation, cellular component: endosome; synaptic vesicle; plasma membrane. The coding region runs from base 349 to 1017 and encodes 222 amino acids. The record is from RefSeq and is a predicted model, not a curated record. NCBI's taxonomy places the organism in Eukaryota, Metazoa, Chordata, Actinopteri, Perciformes, Sebastidae. Gene Ontology annotation, biological process: protein secretion; protein localization to plasma membrane; regulation of exocytosis. The transcript is spliced from 5 exons. Gene Ontology annotation, molecular function: GTP binding; GTPase activity.